Pseudophryne corroboree (corroboree frog) is the source of this 1211-nucleotide messenger RNA. It is a transcript of the gene PLA2G12A, whose product is annotated as phospholipase A2 group XIIA. Gene Ontology annotation, biological process: arachidonate secretion; phospholipid metabolic process; lipid catabolic process. NCBI's taxonomy places the organism in Eukaryota, Metazoa, Chordata, Amphibia, Anura, Myobatrachidae. The transcript has 5 exons. Gene Ontology annotation, molecular function: calcium ion binding; A2-type glycerophospholipase activity. The coding region runs from base 400 to 978 and encodes 192 amino acids. The record is from RefSeq and is a predicted model, not a curated record. Gene Ontology annotation, cellular component: extracellular region.
UUCCUUGCCCCGCCUGCCUGUGAGCAGUGUGGAUGUGUCCUGUGUGGGUGUCAGGGUAAAAGCUGGCAAGGCAGUCACGAGAUACAGACACGUCCCACAGUGAUGAUGUCACCAAAUACAAUAACAGUUACAGGAGAGGAUACUGGGACACCUGCCAGCAGCAGCGAGCUGCCAGUCAUCAUCAUCCGUAGGUGCUGCCAGCAGUGAGCAUGGGCCCCCGUGCCGUGUGAGCCGCAGACAGAGAAUGGGUUCCCAUCCGUGCUGCCCUCAGCCACUAGCAGCAGUCACCAGGCCGGCUCUAGCAGAGCACUGAGCUCUGGUUCCCCCCCAUGCACCGGGCUCCUGAGCUGCCUCUGCUUUCCCCACUGACUUUACACAGCUGUAGCGCUACCGCUGGCCAUGGGCCCCUGGCUGCCGCUCCCCUUGGUCGCCGCGUUAUUCUGCUGGUUGCCGCUGGCAGCUGCCCACCAGUCCUACCAACAGCCCGAGACCCCGGACUGGAGGAUGACGCUGAAGUCCAUUAGGAACGGGGUACACAAGAUUGACAUGUACCUGAACGCUGCCUUGGACCUGCUAGGAGGGGAAGAUGGGCUCUGCCAGUAUAAAUGCAGAGAUGGUUCAAAGCCAGUUCCACGUUAUGGCUACAAACCUGCACCACCUAAUGGCUGUGGAUCUCCUGUUUUUGGUUUUCAUUUUGAUGUUGGCAUUCCCUCCAUGACGAAGUGUUGCAAUCAGCAUGACCGCUGCUAUGACACAUGUGGUAAUAUGAAGAAUGACUGUGAUGAGCAGUUUCAGAGCUGCCUCUCCAAAAUGUGCAUGGGUGUACAGAAAACACUGGGCAUCUCAGAGAGUGUGAAAGCUUGUGAAUCAACAGUGGCACUCCUGUUUGAUGCAGUCAUACAUUUGGGAUGCAAACCCUACAUGGAAAGUCAAAGAGCUGCUUGCAUCUGUAUGUAUGAAGAGAAAGUGGACUUGUGAAACAGCACACCAUGGAAAUUUGUUGCAGUAAUCACAAAUAAAAGUGCAAAAUUGCUGAAUAUAUUUGAAUUGCUUUAUAUUUUAUGAAAUUCUUAAUGAAGGAAAUGUUUGCUUUUUCCAUACUUUGUGGAUAAUUUAGUACAAGAUAAAUAUUUUAUUUGUAUAUUUUUGUAUGUAUAAUGUAAUACUGUUUGUAAUAAAUUAUCCUAAUUGUGUCAAUAUUGGUUACUAAA